Molecule: messenger RNA, 13116 nt
Organism: Scylla paramamosain (green mud crab)
Lineage: Eukaryota; Metazoa; Arthropoda; Malacostraca; Decapoda; Portunidae
Exons: 6
Coding region: 460-12588 (4042 amino acids)
Biological process (GO): triglyceride catabolic process; lipid homeostasis
Cellular component (GO): cytoplasm; lipid droplet; membrane
Molecular function (GO): triacylglycerol lipase activity
Source: RefSeq, a predicted model, not a curated record
UGGUGGUGUGACUGACGCAGGCGACCAACGCAGGCAAAGGGUGUGAGUCGCUUCCUGCCAGAACGUCACCAUCUCCAGUCACCCUUUACACUGGCACUGGCACUUUACUUCUGCCACCUGUUCACUAAUAUAUAAUGUCUAAUCCUAAUCUGGGAUAUCAAAGUGGAUAAUUUUGUUGGAGUAAUACAGCACCUUUGAAGAUCAAAAGCCUCACUUUUAGGAAACUUGGAAAAUUUGUAAGUGUUCAAGAUACACAAGCUGAAAAAAGUACGAAGUGCUAAAGGUUACUUACUUCAAUAGAAUCAUAAACUGACCUCCACCUUGAUCAGUGGUACUGUGGCGUUUCUGUACAUAGAGUGUGUACGUGAGAGUUUGGCUGUUGAUGGCUACUCAGAAGGCCUGCCAUAAUUAUAGAUGAUGAAUUAAUUUGCUCUUUAAAAUCCAUCUGUUUCCUCUGGUAUGGAAGAUUUCAAGAAUUCGCGUCAGAAAAGUUCUAGGGGAAUGAGUUUUGAUGAAGAUCCUGAAAUUCAGACAGGAGAUGAAGGCCUCGAUGGAGACCAAGAUAUCUCAAUGCUUUCCCGAAAACAGUCAAACACAGGAUCUUUUGAUAAUGGAAUUCCUAGCAUUCAGAUUUACGAUGCAAGUGAUGACGAUGGAAGGAAGAAUCGUCCAGAGUCAGUCAUGAGAAGAAAAUCUAGUACAGGGUCCGUGAAAAGAAAUGAAAAUGAUGAGUAUGUGGAGCAGCCAUGGUGGCGGAAGUCCUCUAUACCUGACACCAGUAAUCAAGUACUGGACCAGAAGGAGCCGAAGCAGGAAGAUGAUUCUUCAGCUGGAUAUCUACUUCCUGACCUUGAGGAAUACAUGAAUACACCAAGGCGAAGUUCAAAGGGUGGUAGUAAACAGGAAAGCCCCAUCAGCACCCCAGUUGCUCACUCGACCAGCAGAUCACCACGAGGAUCCAUCAGUGCUUCUUCCAUGAGUACAGAGCGUCGCAGGUCAGUAAAUGAUAUAUCAUUUAAUAUUCAGCCCCGCAAAUCAAUCACUGAGAUGACCCCCAAGAUGCAGAAACAGAUAGCAAAAUUCGAACAUUCUUAUCCUGAAGAAGAGAUUGGAGAAGCAGCCCAGAUUGGAGUGGAAACUAAUCGUCGAAACUCCAGGAAUAUAGAUGAUGUUUCUGAUUAUAGAAGACGAAGGUCGUCAACGAAAGACGAGGCUCUUGACCUGAUUCGCCGAAGGUCAUCAACGAGAGACGAAGCUCCAGAUCUGAACAGACGAAGGUCAUCAACCAGGGAUGAAAUUCUUGAUCUUAAUCGACGAAGAUCAUCAAACAGAGACGAGACACUUGAUCCUCACCAACGAAGAUCAUUGACUAGAGACGAGCUUCUUGAGCCUAACCGACGGAGGUCAUCAACGAGAGAUGAAGCUAUAGAUCUUAACCAACAAAGGCCAUUAACUAGAGAUGAAGUCCUUUACCUAAAUCGACGAAAAUCAUCGACCAGAGACGAAAUUCUUGACCAUAACCAACGAAGGUCAUCAGUGAGAGACCAAGUUCCUGACCCUACUCGGAUGUCAUCAACAAGAGAUGAACUUGAUUCGAAUAGAAGAAAAUUAUCAAUGGAUGACGAAAGUGCUUAUUUGCAUCGACGCAAGUCAUCAAUCAGAGAUGACAUUGUUGAUGAGGAUGGUGCAAGGAUAUCAACUGAAAGGAGAAAAUCGUCAACAAGGGAUGAUGUUCUGCUCCAUGGUCAUCGAAAGUCCUCAGCUGGAGGUGACAUUGUCUAUAUUGAUCAGAGGAGACUUUCAUCAAAGGAAAACUUACCAGGCAUGGAACGCCGACCUUCGCUUAAAGAAAAGGUGAUUACUAUUGAAAAGAACUGGAUAAUCAGUGAAAACAUUGAUGCUCUUGAACGUCAUUUGUCAAACCAAGAUCAUGAAAUUGAGCCUGAAUUAGAGGGUGAGGUGUCUGAGAGUCAUGAGGUACCUGUAAUACAAGUGCGAAGAUUCAGUGAUCUAGUUGAUGAAGAUGACACUAAUGUAGAUGACGAGGAAUUAGAAGAACAGUUCCGUAAGUCUAUGACACCGUAUUUGAAGUACCGCAAAUCAGUUUCAGAUCUAGAACCUUAUCUUCAACAUCAGGAAGAAAUAACGAAAAUGACACCUGAGAUAAAAACAUUAAUGGAAGUAAACGAAAUGAGUUCAGAAAAUGAAUUCAGAGAAUCUGUAAACAUUAGAUCUCCAGCUCUUCUGUCUGAAAAUCUCUCAGAAAAUAAAAGUCACCAUGAAACAACUGAUGAUUCAAAGCUCAAUGAAGAAACACUGAAUUAUUUGGUUCGACGGUUCAGUAGUCAGCCAAUACCUGACCAUAAGUCUCUGCAACCUGACAGUAUUUCCUGGGAUGGUGAUCACUCUCACGAUAUUUUGCCAGAUACCAGAGAGUAUGAUAACAAUGUGCUUAAACCAGAAAUGACACCACCACGUAGGUCUUCAAUAGUUCUAGAGGAAAGGUGGUCCAAAAGAAAUUCACAGGCAGAACAAAGUUCUCCAUUUAAGGAGCCUACAGAAAACCUUGAAAGGUCAUUAUCCGUAGAUGCUUCACCUCAUACUGAAGGUAACUUGCUUACUGCAGGUUCGUCAGUAGGGCAGGAAACCCGCUCCCCUAAGGAUUCGUACGCAGAGCAGGGUGCCCGCUCAAUGAGGGGUUCAUCAACAGGACUAGAAUCCCGUUCACCAAGAGAGUCUUACUUGUCACCAGAUCAGCUAGAAGUACCAAUAAGGGAGGACCAAAGACGAAAAUCACUAACUACCACGUUCUUUGAUUUUGUUGUACGUCGGCUCAGUGCACAAGUGGAUGAGGGGAUUGAUAUCAUGCCACAAGAAAAUGAUAAUGAAGACAGUGAAAAAGAAGAACAGAAGGAUGAAACGAAAGAUGUGAGGAUGAAGGAUCAUAUAGAUGAGUAUGAAGGAGAGGAGCAAGAUGGGGAUCACUGGAUGGAACCUGAAGUAGAAAAACAAAAAUCAAGUGAAACCUCAGAAGAUGAACAUGACAGCCAAAGAACACAAGCUGAUGAAUCAUCAAGAUACAGGUCAACAGAAUUCGAGAAACAUUUACCAAGAGGCUCAUCAGCAGGACUUGAGACACGUUCACUUAGGAGCUCAUCAGCAGGACUUGAGGCACAUUCACCUAGGGGUUCAUCAACAGGACUUGAAGCACGUUCACCUAGUGGCUUCUCAACAGGACUUGAAGCACGUUCACCUAGUGGCUUCUCAACAGGACUUGAAGCACGUUCACCUAGGGGCUCGUCAGCAGGACUUGAAGCACGUUCACCUAGAGGCUCGUCAGCAGGACUUGAAGCACGUUCACAUAGGGGCUCAUCAGCAGGACUUGAAGCACAUUCACCUAGAGGGUCAUCAGCAGGACUUGAAAAACACUCACCUAGGGGCUCAUCAGCAGGACUUGAGGCACAUUCACCAAGAGGCUCAUCAGCAGGACUUGAAGCACGUUUAUCUAGGGGCUUGUCAGCAGGACUUGAAGCACGUUCAACAAAAGGCCCGUCAGAGGGACUGCAAGAGCGUUCAUCAAGAAGCUCAUCAGCAGCACUGGAGACUCGUUCACCAAGGGGCUCGUCAGCAGGACUGGAGCCCAGUUCACCAAAGGGUUCAUCACCAGGAUUUGAAACACAGUCACCUAGGGGCUCGUCAGCAGGGCUUGAAGCAGGUGCAAUAGAACUGGAAAUCCGCUCACCAAGGGACUCAUCAGUAGAACUGGAGGCCAGCUCACCAAGGGGCUCAUCUGCAGGACUGGAGACCCAUCCACCAAGAAGCUCAUCAGCAGGAUUGGAGACUCAUUCACCAAGGGGCUCAUCAGCAGGAUUGGAGACUCAUUCACCAAGGGACUCAUUAGCAGGAUUGGAGACUCGUUCACCAAGGGGCUCAUCAGCAAGACUGGAGACUCAUUCACCAAGGGGUUCAUCAGCAGGAAUGGAGAACCGCUCACCAAGAGGCUCAUCAGCAGGAAUGGAGGUCUACUCACCGAGCGGCUCAUCAGCAGGAUUGGAGACCCGCUCACCAAGGGGUUCAUCAGUAGGACAGGAGACCCGUUCACCAAGGGGCUCAUCAGCAGGAUUGGAGACCCAUUCUCCAAGGGGCUCAUCAGCAGGGCUGGAGACUCGUUCACCAAGGGGUUCGUCAGCAGGAUUGGAGACUCGUUCACCAAGGGGUUCAUCAGCAGAACUGGAGACCCAUUCACCAAGGGGUUCAUCAGCAGGAUUGGAGACCCGUUCACAAAGGGGUUCAUCAACAGGAUUGGAAACUCGGUCCCCAAGGGGCUCAUCAGUAGGAAUGGAGACUCGUUCACCAAGGGGUUCGUCAGCAGGAUUGGAGACUCAUUCACCAAGGGGCUCAUCAGCAGGAUGGGAGACCCAUUCACCAAGGGGUUCGUCAGCAGGACUGGAGACUCAUUCACCAAGGGCCUCAUCCGCAGGACUGGAGACUCGUUCACCAAGGGGUUCAUCAGCAGGAAUGGAGAACCGCUCACCAAGAGGCUCAUCAGCAGGAAUGGAGGUCUACUCACUGAGGGGAUCAUCAGCAGGACUGGAGACCCGCUCACCAAGGGGUUCAUCAGUAGGACUGGAGACCCGUUCACCAAGGGGCUCAUCAGCAGGAUUGGAGACCCGUUCUCUAAGGGGCUCAUCAGCAGGGCUGGAGACUCGUUCACCAAGGGGCUCAUCAGUAGGACUGGAGACUCAUUCACCAAAGGGCUCAUCAACAGGACUGGAGACUCGCUCACCAAGGGGUUCAUCAGUAGGACUGGAGACCCACUCACCAAGGGGCUCAUCAGCAGGAUUGGAGACCCAUUCACAAAGGGGCUCAUCAGCAGGGCUGGAGACUCGUUCACCAAGGGCCUCAUCAGCAGGACUGGAGACUCAUUCACCAAAGGGUUCAUCAACAGGACUGGAGACCCGUUCACCAAGAAGCUCAUCAGCAGGACUGGAGACCCAUUCACAAAGGGGUUCAUCAGCAGGAUUGGAGACUCGGUCCCCAAGGGGCUCAUCAGUAGGACUGGAGACUCGUUCACCAAGGGGUUCGUCAGCAGGAUUGGAGACUCGUUCACCAAGGGGUUCAUCAGCAGGACUGGAGACCCAUUCACCAAGGGGUUCAUUAGCAGGACUGGAGACCCGUUCACAAAGGGGCUCAUCAGCAGGACUGGAGACUCAUUCCCCAAGGGGUUCAUCAGCAGGACUGGAGACUCGUUCACCAAGGGGUUCAUCAGCAGGAUUGGAGACUCAUUCACCAAGGGGCUCAUCAGUAGGACUGGAGACCCAUUCACCAAGGGACUCAUCAGCAAGACUGGAGACUCAUUCCCCAAGGGGCUCAUCAGCAAGACUGGAGACUCGUUCACCAAGGGGUUCAUCAGCAGGAUUGGAGACCCAUUCUCCAAGGGGUUCAUCAGCAGGAUUGGAGACUCGUUCACCAAGGGGCUCAUCAGCAGGACUGGAGACCCGUUCACCAAGGGGUUUGUCAGCAGUACUGCAGACUCGUUCACCACGAAGCUCGUCAGCAGGAAUGGAGGCUCUUUCACCAAGGGGUUCAUCAGCAGGAUUGGAGACUCGUUCACCAAGGGGCUCAUCAGCAGGACUGGAGACUUAUUCACCAAGGGGUUCAUCAACAGGAAUGGAGAACCGCUCACCAAGAGGCUCAUCAGCAGGACUGGAAGACCAUUCAUCAAGGCGCUCAUCAGGGCUGACAGAAAUUUACUCAUCUUCUCAAGGGAGAACAGAUGACUUGCUGUCCGUGCCACAAGAUAUACCUGUAAGCAGGGAGCCUCGAAAAUCCAUAGGCAUGGAAAUGUUCAAUUACUUGGUGCGUCGUUUCAGUGGAAUGGAGCCACCUCCUGAUGAUCUUGUUGAGAAAGGUUAUGACAAAGACAGUAAAGAUUCUGCAGCAAUUAAAGAAUUUUCAAAAACACCAUCCACUGAAAAUAUUGAAAGUAUGCAGGACAGUGUUUCAUCUCAUGAUGUACCGCAAUCCAUCUCUCUCAAUGAUGAAGAAAUGCAGGUCUCAGAUGAUUCUGAUACUGAUCUUGAAAUGACAUGGACUGUCAAUGAACCUAAGGACGAAGAAGAAAACCAAGAGGAUGAGAAGUAUUAUUCAGACAUGAGUGAGGGAGGAGAAAAGCUUCCUGAGGAAUGGCUGGAUUAUCAUGAACAAAGUCGAAGAUCAAGUGGAAAGUCAGAGGAUGGACUUAAUUCAAGGACAGGAAAAGUCUCUCAUGUCAUGGAAGCAACAGAUUCUCUCGGUACCUUGCAAGGAGAAUUAUUAGCCCAGUCGCCUACAGGCUCAUCAGCAGAGCAUGAGGCACGUUCACCUAGAGGUUCAUCAGCAGGGCUUGAGGCACUUUCACCUAGAGGUUCAUCAGCGGGGCUUGAGGCACGUUCACCUAGAGGCUCAUCAGCAGGACUUGAAGCACAUUCAUCUAGAGGUUCAUCACCAGAACUUGAGGCAGUUUCACCAAGGGGCUCAUCAGCAGGAUUCAAGACCCAUUCACCAAGGGGCUCAUCAGCAAGACUGGACACCCAUUCACCAAGGGACUCAUCAGCAGGACUGAAAGACCAUUCACCAAGGGGCUCAUCAGCAGAACUGGAGACCCAUUCACCAAGGGGUUCAUCAGCAGGACUGGAGACCCGUUCACAACGGGGUUUAUCAGCAGGAUUGGAGACUCGGUCCCCAAGGGGCUCAUCAGUAGGAAUGGAGACUCGUUCACCAAGGGGUUCGUCAGCAGGAUUGGAGACCCAUUCACCAAGGGGCUCAUCAGCAGGAUGGGAGACCCAUUCACCAAGGGGUUCGUCACCAGGAAUGGAGACUCGUUCACCAAGAGGCUCAUCAGCAGGAGUGGAGACUCGUUCACCAAGGGGCUCAUCAGCAGGAUUGGAGACUCGUUCACCAAGGGGCUCAUCACCAGGAAUGGAGACUCAUUCACCAAGGGAUUCAUCAGCAGGGAUGGAGAACAGCUCACCAAGAGGCUCAUUAGCAGGACUGGAGACUCAUUCAUCAAGGGAUUCAUCAGCUGGACUGGAGGACCAUUCACCAAGGAGCUCAUCAGGGCUGAUAGAAAUUUACUCAUCUUCUCAAGGGAGAAUAGAUGACUUGCUGUCCGUGCCACAAGAUAUACCUGUAAGCAGGGAGCCUCGAAAAUCCAUAGGCAUGGAAAUGUUCAAUUAUUUGGUGCGUCGUUUCAGUGGAAUGGAGCCACCUCCUGAUGAUCUUGUUGAGAAAGGUUAUGACAAAGACAGUAAAGAUUCUGCAGCAAUUAAAGAAUUUUCAAAAACACCAUCCACUGAAAAUAUUGAAAGUAUGCAGGACAGUGUUUCAUCUCAUGAUGUACCGCAAUCCAUCUCUCUCAAUGAUGAAGAAAUGCAGGUCUCAGAUGAUUCUGAUUCUGAUCUUGAAAUGACAUGGACUGUCAAUGAACCUAAGGACGAAGAAGAAAACCGAGAGGAUGAGAAGUAUUAUUCAGACAUGAGUGAGGGAGGAGAAAAGCUUCCUGAGGAAUGGCUGGAUUAUCAUGAACAAAGUCGAAGAUCAAGUGGAAAGUCAGAGGAUGGACUUAAUUCAAGGACAGGAAAAGUCUCUCAUGUCAUGGAAGCAACAGAUUCUCUUGGUACCUUGCAAGGAGAAUUAUUAGCCCAGUCGCCUACAGGCUCAUCAGCAGAGCAUGGGGCACGUUCACCUAGAGGUUCAUCAGCAGGGCUUGAGGCACUUUCACCUAGAGGUUCAUCAGCGGGGCUUGAGGCACGUUCACCUAGAGGCUCAUCAGCAGGACUUGAAGCACAUUCAUCUAGAGGUUCAUCACCAGGACUUGAGGCAGUUUCACCAAGGGGCUCAUCAGCAGGAUUCAAGACCCAUUCACCAAGGGGCUCAUCAGCAGGACUGGACACCCAUUCACCAAGGGACUCAUCAGCAGGACUGAAAGACCAUUUACCAAGGGGCUCAUCAGCAGAACUGGAGACCCAUACACCAAGGGGUUCAUCAGCCGGACUGGAGACCCGUUCACAAAGGGGUUCAUCAGCAGGAUUGGAGACUCGGUCCCCAAGGGGCUCAUCAGUAGGAAUGGAGACUCGUUCACCAAGGGGUUCGUCAGCAGGAUUGGAGACUCAUUCACCAAGGGGCUCAUCAGCAGGAUGGGAGACCCAUUCACCAAGGGGUUCGUCAGCAGGACUGGAGACUCGUUCCCCAAGGGGCUCAUCAGUAGGAAUGGAGACUCGUUCCCCAAGGGGUUCAUCAGCAGGACUGGAGACUCAUUCACCAAGGGCCUCAUCAGCAGGACUGGAGACUCUUUCACCAAGGGGUUCAUCAGCAGGACUGGAGACUCAUUCACCAAGGGGUUCAUCAGCAGGAAUGGAGAACCGCUCACCAAGAGGCUCAUCAGUAGGAAUGCAGGUCUACUCACUGAGGGGCUCAUCAGCAGGACUGGAGACCCGCUCACCAAGGGGUUCAUCAGUAGGACUGGAGACCCGUUCACCAAGGGGCUCAUCAGCAGGAUUGGAGACCCGUUCUCCAAGGGCCUCAUCAGCAGGGCUGGAGACUCGUUCACCAAGGGGCUCAUCAGUAGGACUGGAGACUCAUUCACCAAAGGGCUCAUCAACAGGACUGGAGACCCGCUCACCAAGGGGUUCAUCAGUAGGACUGGAGACCCACUCACCAAGGGGCUCAUCAGCAGGACUGGAGACCCAUUCACAAAGGGGUUCAUCAGCAGGAUUGGAGACUCGGUCCCCAAGGGGCUCAUCAGUAGGACUGGAGACUCGUUCACCAAGGGGUUCGUCAGCAGAAUUGGAGACUCGUUCACCAAGGGGUUCAUCAGCAGGACUGGAGACCCAUUCACCAAGGGGUUCAUUAGCAGGACUGGAGACCCGUUCACAAAGGGGCUCAUCAGCAGGACUGGAGACUCAUUCCCCAAGGGGUUCAUCAGCAGGACUGGAGACUCGUUCACCAAGGGGUUCAUCAGCAGGAUUGGAGACUCAUUCACCAAGGGGCUCAUCAGUAGGACUGGAGACCCAUUCACCAAGGUACUCAUCAGCAAGACUGGAGACUCAUUCCCCAAGGGGCUCAUCAGCAAGACUGGAGACUCGUUCACCAAGGGGUUCAUCAGCAGGAUUGGAGACCCAUUCUCCAAGGGGUUCAUCAGCAGGAUUGGAGACUCGUUCACCAAGGGGCUCAUCAGCAGGACUGGAGACCCGUUCACCAAGGGGUUUGUCAGCAGUACUGCAGACUCGUUCACCACGAAGCUCGUCAGCAGGAAUGGAGGCUCUUUCACCAAGGGGUUCAUCAGCAGGAUUGGAGACUCGUUCACCAAGGGGCUCAUCAACAGGACUGGAGACUUAUUCACCAAGGGGUUCAUCAACAGGAAUGGAGAACCGCUCACCAAGAGGCUCAUCAGCAGGACUGGAAGACCAUUCAUCAAGGCGCUCAUCAGGGCUGACAGAAAUUUACUCAUCUUCUCAAGGGAGAACAGAUGACUUGCUGUCCGUGCCACAAGAUAUACCUGUUUCAUCUCAUGAUGUACCGCAAUCCAUCUCUCUCAAUGAUGAAGAAAUGCAGGUCUCAGAUGAUUCUGAUUCUGAUCUUGAAAUGACAUGGACUGUCAAUGAACCUAAGAACGAAGAAGAAAACCAAGAGGAUGAGAAGUAUUAUUCAGACAUGAGUGAGGGAGGAGAAAAGCUUCCUGAGGAAUGGCUGGAUUAUCAUGAACAAAGUCGAAGAUCAAGUGGAAAGUCAGAGGAUGGACUUAAUUCAAGGACAGGAAAAGUCUCUCAUGUCAUGGAAGCAACAGAUUCUCUCGGUACCUUGCAAGGAGAAUUAUUAGCCCAGUCGCCUACAGGCUCAUCAGCAGAGCAUGAGGCACGUUCACCUAGAGGUUCAUCAGCAGGGCUUGAGGCACUUUCACCUAGAGGUUCAUCAGCGGGGCUUGAGGCACGUUCACCUAGAGGCUCAUCAGCAGGACUUGAAGCACAUUCAUCUAGAGGUUCAUCACCAGGACUUGAGGCAGCAGGAUUCAAGACCCAUUCACCAAGGGGCUCAUCAGCAGGACUGGACACCCAUUCACCAAGGGACUCAUCAGCAGGACUGAAAGACCAUUCACCAAGGGGCUCAUCAGCAGAACUGGAGACCCGCUCACGAAAAGGCUCAUCAGCAGGACUGGAGACUCGUUCACCAAGGGGCUCAUCAGCAGGAGUGGAGACUCAUUCACCAAAGGUCUCAUCAGCAGGAUUGGAGACUCGUUCACCAAGGGGCUCAUCAGCAGGAUUGGAGACUCGUUCACCAAGGGGCUCAUCAGCAGGAUUGGAGACUCGUUCACCAAGGGGCUCAUCACCAGGAUUGGAGACUCGUUCACCAAGGGGCUCAUCACCAGGAAUGGAGACUCGUUCACCAAGGGGCUCAUCAGCAGGAGUGGAGACUCAUUCACCAAGGGGCUCAUCAGCAGGAUUGGAGACUCGUUCACCAAGGGGCUCAUCAGCAGAAUUGGAGACUCGUUCACCAAGAGGCUCAUCAGCAGGAUUGGAGACUCGUUCACCAAGGGGCUCAUCACCAGGAAUGGAGACUCAUUCACCAAGGGGUUCAUCAGCAGGGAUGGAGAACAGCUCACCAAGAGGCUCAUUAGCAGGACUGGAGACUCAUUCAUCAAGGGAUUCAUCAGCUGGACUGGAGGACCAUUCACCAAGGCGCUCAUCAGGGCUGACAGAAAUUUACUCAUCUUCUCAGGGGAGAACAGAUGACUUGCUGUCCGUGCCACAAGAUAUACCUGUAAGCAGGGAGCCUCGAAAAUCCAUAGGCAUGGAAAUGUUCAAUUACUUGGUGCGUCGCUUCAGUGGAAUGGAGCCACCUCCUGAUGAUCUUGUUGAGAAAGGUAAUGACAAAGACAGUAAAGAUUCUGCAGCAGUUAAAGAAUUUUCAAAAACACCAUCUAUUGAAGAUACUGAAACUAUGCAAGAUAACAUCUUGUCUCCUAGUGAUGAAGAAAUACAAGUCUCAGAUGAAUCUGAUUCUGAUCUUGAAAUGACAUGGACUGUCAAUGAGCAGGAACAUGAAGAAUUUCCUUCAUCCACUAAUGAACUACAACAUUCUGUAAGUGAAGGUUCCAUAACAGAUGAUGGCAUGCCAUCUGAUCAUAGUGGAUCUCUCCUUUUAGAACAACCUAAACAAGAGAGGGAUGGACCCCUGAAGUCUAUUGGUUUAGGCUUAUUAAACACUUUGCGUCGAUUGAGUGAUGUUGGACAAGACACAAUAGAAGAAGAAAAAUCCCUAAAGGAUAACAGGACUAGUCCCUAUCUGCAGUCACCAAGGGGAUCUAUAGGUAGUUUUAAGUCCACACCUCAUAGUGGCAUUAAAUCAAAUGGAAAGCUCCGUAGAUCGAGUAUAGAAUCAGAAGGAAUGAAGACAGACUGUGAAGAACAAUCAAUAUCGGAUACUGAAGACUUUGAGGACAUGUGGGUCAUUAAGAAAAUCAAUGGAGUUGCUCCACCAGGAGUCACCAAUCUUACCUCAAAAAAAGAUAUGGAAGAAGAAGUGAUAACUGAAUAUUACCAACUGGAUCUUAAAACGGGAAAUUUGUAUUGCUAUGAGAUGCCAGACGUUUAUUCGGUUCUAUGUCACCAUUUCUUCACCACUUUGGGUGGGGAGGACUUCGAUGUGGUAGACUUGGAAUUGAACCCUGUUUCUCAGGAUACAGCGAAGACCAUCAACAUGGAAGACUCCCUACCACUUAAAUCUUUAGGGAGACAACUGAUGUUUUCUGUUAAUCACCUGGAACCAUCUAGAGGUUGGACUACAAUGGAAAGCUUCAGCCAGGGCAAGAAAAAAUCUGUUGAUGACGUAAAGGCCGUCACAUUUUGUGGCUGUGGCUUCCUAGGUGUGUACUUAGUGGGUGCAGCGACUUACAUGCAGCAGCAUACACCUAAGAUUCUGAGGGGGCGUCUGGGAGGCUCAUCUGUGGGGUCCCUGAUAGCCACUUGUCUUGCAUGUGACGUGCCUCUUGAGGUGGUGCGGAAGUCCAUCAUCGAGACAGCACAGGCAUCACGAGAAUACACUUUAGGAGCGUUCAAUCCUUUCUUCCCCCUUGAAGAACCGCUACUGAGAAGCUUGCUUGAGCUGCUCCCUGAAGAUGCCCACAUACGGGCUUCUGGCAGGCUGUACCUCUCCCUUACUCGUGCCACCACCCUGACCAAUGAGGUGGUAUCUCAAUAUGAGACACGCGACGAGCUGCUGCGGGCGGUGUUAUGCUGCUGUUUCUUGCCUGGGGUGUCUGGCUUCACUGUUCCUACUUUUCAAGGCCGCAAAUACAUAGAUGGUGGCAUGAGCAACAACAUACCUCUCAAAGGUCCCUUCACCAUCAGUGUCAACGCUUUUGCUGGAGGGUUUGACAUAUGUCCUGAGGAACCAAACACCUAUGGACCCACCUCGGCCUUCAAUCAGACAAUAGAGAUAUCUGCUGAUAAUUUUCGAAAGUUCUUUGAGGCGCUCUUACCGCCAGCUGAUCUUGACACUUAUUAUGCUCAAGGUUACGAUGAUGCAAAAAAAUAUUUUUCCAGUCAGUAGGAUUUACAUAUAAGGCUAGGUCAACACUGGCCGAUAAAGUCAGUGAGCAGAAGCUAAUAAAACUACUAAAGAAAUGCAGCUUUCGGGAAUAUUAAAUUCUUUCAUAGUGCACACAAAUUGUUUGAUGCUUUAUCAUUCCAAGCAGUAGGUUAAGGCCUUCCUUACAAAUAAAUGUACUACACUCUGCACGUUUUUGCAGUGAUGGAAGCUAACGUUUCAAUGUUACUUUAAUCAAGCAUACACAAGAAAAAUAUUUUGAAAAAGAGCUUGCUUGGUAUCUUUGUUGCUAGGCUUUCUAGAAUAUGAAGGAAAAGGAAGUUCUAAUAAACCCCGUAAUUAUUAUUUCACAUCAAGUUCUGCAACUUGGGACUGGACUUUCGCGUGCCAGUACUUUUCAGACGUUCAUGUACCAUUUUGAAAAAUAAAUAAAUUAAAAAAAAAAUAAAAUAAAAAUACUACUACUACUACUAUUACUUAUACUUUUCAGAUUAUUGCAAACAUGUUGAAAAUAAACUAUAAACACCCCUU